UAAAGGGAUUAUCAUCUUUUCUCAUUUUUUUCCCUCAGUUUUUAAUGUGUUUUUGUGUUUGUUUGUUUUGCUUUGUGUGUGUCAGGCUGGUUUUCGAUUACAGCCAAUCAUGGUGUUGAGAGGGAGAUGAUAUGGAUGUUGUCCUCACUGUGCAGACAAUCUUCACGUAUAUGCUCACAUAACACCAGGAGUAAAUUAGUCAAUGCCCUGGAGAGAACAGGGAUUGUAUCCUGUGUCUGUUUAUUGUCUACGGCUGAGCUACUCUCGUGCUGGAUCCAGAGAACACCGGUUACAUCGCAGUGGAGAACUUCACCAGCCUGGUGGAGCACCAUGAGCUGCAGCUGGACCCCUCCAAACUGGACAUGCUGUUAGCGCUGGUGCAGAGCAAUGAGGAGGGCCAAGUGUGCUACCAAGAGCUCAUAGAGCUUAUGAGCAGCAAGCGCUCCAGCAGUUUCCGACGAGCCAUCGCCAAUGGCCGCCGCACGCUGCAGAGGGAGAUCCUGUUGGACGAGACGGGCCUGGGCCUCUAUAAGCGCUUUGUCCGCUACGUGGCCUAUGAGAUCCUGCCCUGCGAGACGGACCGCCGCUGGUACUUCCACCAGAACCGCCUGUGUCCGCCGCCCGUCUUCAUCGCCGUCGUCACCAUCGUCCAGAUCAUCGUGUUCAUGUGCUAUGGCAUCAUGCUAAACAAGUGGGUGCUGCAGACCUACCAGCCUGACUUCAUGAAGAGCCCCCUGGUGUACCACCCAGGCCACCGCGCUCAAGUGUGGCGCUUCUUCAGCUACAUGUUCAUGCACGUCGGCUUGGAGCAGCUGGGCUUCAAUGCUUUACUGCAGCUGAUGAUUGGUGUUCCUUUGGAGAUGGUCCACGGCGUCUUACGAAUUAGUCUGCUUUAUAUGGCGGGAGUGCUGGCUGGCUCACUGACAGUGUCCAUCACCGACAUGCGUGCUCCAGUGGUGGGGGGCUCCGGCGGGGUCUACGCUCUUUGCUCGGCACAUUUGGCCAACGUCGUCAUGAACUGGGCUGGGAUGAGGUGUCCAUACAAGCUGCUCCGCAUGAUCCUGGCACUAGUUUGCAUGAGCUCGGAGGUGGGCCGAGCAGUCUGGCUGCGCUUCUCCCCACCUCUGCCUUCCUCCGGGCCCCAGCCCAGCUUCAUGGCCCACCUGUCGGGCGCCGUGGUGGGUAUCAGUAUGGGGCUCCUCAUCUUACGCAGCUACGAGGAGAGCCUGCAGAAGCAGUGCUCCUGGUGGGUCAUCGUCUUCUCCUUCAUCACCUUCCUCCUCUUCGCCAUCUUUUGGAAUAUCUUCGCCUACGAUCUAUUGGGCGUGCAGAUCCCCCCUCCUCCCUGAUGACGGACUUCAAACAGGUUUUCCCCUAUUAUUUUACCCAUCGGAGAUGAAAUCCAUCACAGCCCAGUUGUUUUUGUACAGAUACUUUGCAAAAGGAAGAAAUAAGUCUCUUUUAUUAAAGAGGGUAGCAACAAGUGCAAGUUUUUCCAGAUCCAUUUUGACAAGCUUCUUUAUCUUUUUUGGACACAGCGUGCUAAUACUGUCUCAACAUUUCGCUGCUGUGCUUCAUCAAAAGCUUUCAUUUCUUGACGCGUGCCUCUGGUGAAACAAACGAGCAACAAAACAAAAAAAAGCACAUUUUUUUUCCCUCAUGUUUGGUAAGCGAUUCAAACGUCUUUUUUUUUGUUUGUUUUGGUCUAUCCUCAAGAUAUCUGCUUUGAACCAACACUGUGCAUUCAAAAAACACGGCUCACGUUGUGGCAAGAUGUACAUUUGAGAUAUGGAAGUAACCAUGGCAACGGGGGACGAGGGAUAACAAAGCCAACGACACUGGUGAGGUCAUCGCUUCAAUGAGUGGAAUCCACUUUUUGCUGUGUAAAUUAUGCCGCACGUGUAUACGAAGUAGCCCAAAAUGAUUUAUACCCUGGACAAGAGUGAAAUAUUUACUUACAUACUAAGAAAGUGUUCAGUAGUUUUUAAAUCUACUUCUUCUUAUAAUGGAAACUAAACCGAAUAUUUUGAAUAUAUUUAGUUGUCAUACCAUAAAUUAAUUAUCAUAAUAUAACAUAUUAUUGAUUAUUUUAUAUUAAUAUUUGUAAUUUAUUUAUUAUAAUAUCAUUUUAUUUCAAUAUAAUUAUAUUGUUUAAUUUAAUUAUAUUCAUUAUGGGUUAAAAUUA
Entelurus aequoreus (snake pipefish) is the source of this 2185-nucleotide messenger RNA. RefSeq names its product rhomboid, veinlet-like 1 (Drosophila) (gene rhbdl1). Lineage: Eukaryota; Metazoa; Chordata; Actinopteri; Syngnathiformes; Syngnathidae. The record is from RefSeq and is a predicted model, not a curated record. Gene Ontology annotation, cellular component: membrane. Gene Ontology annotation, molecular function: serine-type endopeptidase activity. The transcript has 8 exons. The coding region runs from base 363 to 1349 and encodes 328 amino acids.